Molecule: messenger RNA, 666 nt
Organism: Sitodiplosis mosellana (orange wheat blossom midge)
Lineage: Eukaryota; Metazoa; Arthropoda; Insecta; Diptera; Cecidomyiidae
Exons: 1
Coding region: 1-666 (221 amino acids)
Source: RefSeq, a predicted model, not a curated record
AUGAUUCACGACGAUCGAAACUAUGAGCAAAUCGAAAAUAUUACAAGCGCUUGGAAAACGUUGGGCGUAAAUGAUGUUCGACAUACGGAAAAUUCGAGCACAAUUGAAGAUGAAAUUACCGAAUUCGUUUGGCAACGAUCGCAAUCUCAGAAGGAGUUCGGUUCGGCUCGCAAAAUGCCAGUCACUAUGACUGCAUAUGAAGCUGAAUUAUUGUCGACGAGAAAGAAAAAUGGCGACUACGAUACGCUCAACUUUGAACCAAAAGCGAAGCCAAUCAAUCCAAAUAAUGACUAUCGAACCAUUGUGACAAUUACAGCGCCGGCAUACAAGAAGCAAACAUCGCAACCGAUCACAUCGAAUGAUUAUGAGAUUAUUGGCGAUUGUGCAACGAUUACAACCAACGCUACCAACACCACCACGUCGACCACCAACAAUGGCAAGCCAACGAUUGAACCGAAGCCAUAUCGUUUGGCCGACGACAGUCAUAUGGGAUAUGGGGUACUUCGAAAACCAAUAACAAAUAUCAAUUCGUCGCCGAAAUCACCAACAUCCAACGAUUCAAAUACAAUCGGCAUCGGAACCUCGUCUAGCGCCGACGAUCUCGUCAAUCAUCGAAAAUUCAAUGGCCUCAAUUAUGCCAUUGUCAAUAAAUCCAAUCAAGUUUGA